CUCAGUGAACCACACUAAAAAUACCAAAUAACUAUUCCAAGUAUUCCAAGCAAUGAAUUUAUGUCGUAAUAGAUUAGAAAGGUGAUCAGUCGCUCCCUUAGUAAAGGCCAACUUCUGGCUUCAUUUCUCACAUAUAGAUUUUCAUAUACAAAACCUCAAUUUUUUCCAACACUUGCAGGCUGGAAAAUUUGGGCUUGCCAUCCUGUUCGCAGGCUAUUUAAACUCUGAAUUAAUAUUACACAAUAAUGGCACUCCACUCAUUCAGAAAGUGUCCAUAUCUAUUCCUCCCAUGCAAAGUGCUUUUCAGGCAGUUCGCUACAAAGAAUGGUAGCGCUUCGUCGAAGGGCCAUGUGCCCUUGCUCCUUGCGGCAAUGCCUGUGAUUUCUUUCGGCCUCGGAACAUGGCAAGUAUAUCGACUACAGUGGAAGAAAUCGCUGAUUCAGCAACUCGAGGACAAAACAAUGAAAGAACCAUUGGAAAUCACAGAUAGGUUGGUAUAUACACUCAACAGCCAUAUUAUGUUGGAUGACCAAUCUCUUUUUUCAACAUUGAGUAUUUUGCAAUGGGAACGCAGAGAACAUUGGAACACAGGGGAACAAGGGUUAACAUGGUGAAAUCUUUGUUGGGAACAUUCAACAAGGGAACAAAGGACCACCAUUUUGAGAUGACUGAUUAUAUAACCAGUGGCGUAGCCAGCCCGAUGAUUCAGUCCCGCUAUGCAAAUAUUGCCAUGUUUAUGAACUGUCAACACAAUCAAUUUGUAAAGAAAUGAAUAAGUUGAUGAGUUGAAAUUUUAAUAAAUAUAAAUGAAUAAAGAAUGAUGAGUUGAAAUUUGCAUAGCGGGACAAAACGUCUAGCUGGCUACGCCAGUGAUUAUAACCAAAACCAUCCACCAUCACUAUCACCAUAUAUCACUACCUAUAUUGUCAUCCCUAUAGUCACCAGCAUCAUGGUCACCACCAUAAUCACUAUUAUAUGACAAUAACCAAUACCUGAAUACUACCAUUAUCAUUCACAUCUUCAUCACCACUGAUGUCACUAUCCCCACUACCAUUAUAAUCACCAGCACCACCAUUCCUAUUACCACACUAUCACCAACACUAUCAUCAUGGCUAUCAUCAUUACCGCCACCAUCAUCACUAAUAUAAUGACAUCAUAAUCACUAGCAUCACAAUCACUAUCAAUAACACUAACAUAAUCAUCCAUCAUCACCAUCAUCACAACUAUCAUCAUCACAACUAUCAUCAUCACAACUAUCAUCAUCAUCAUCACAACUAUCAUCAUCAUCAUCACAACUAUCAUCAUCAUCAUCAUCAUCAUCACAACUAUCAUUAUCAUCACAACUAUCAUCAUCACAACUAUCAUCAUCAUCAUCAUCACAACUAUCAUCAUCACCAUCACUACCAAAAACACUAAUAUAAUCAUCCAUCAUCACCACCACCACCAUCAUCAUCACCACCAUCAUCACCACCAUCAUCAUCAUCAUCAUCAUCACCACCGCCAUGACCAUCACCACCACAGCCAUCAUUAUCCCUAACAACAACACCAAUAUAAUUAUCCAUCAUCGUUAACACCACCAUCACCACCACCAUAAUCAUCACAUUACUUCCAGCACCAUCACCACCAUCAUCAACACCAUCAUCAACACCAUCAUCAACACCAUCAUCAUCACCACCAUAAUCACCACCAUCAUCAACACCAUCAUCAACACCAUCAUCACCACCAUCAUCAACACCAUCAUUAACACCAUCAUCACCACCAUCAUCAUCACCACCAUAAUCACCACCAUCAUCAACACCAUCAUGAACCAUAAUCACCACAUUACUUCAACCACCAUCACUACCACCCACCACCAUCAUUACCAUCUUAUAUAACCACUCUUUCCCAACCACUAAGCAUUCCAUUUCAUAUUUUAAUGUCAUAUUUAUUAAAGCUUAGAGUUCCUCAAAGAUGAAGAAAUGCAGUACAGACGUGUUAAAAUAAAAGGCACAUUUGACCAUUCCAAAGAGAUGCACCUAUUCCCUCGGUCACAAAACAAUGACGAAAGAUCUGCAGGAAUGGGACGCCCCAACCCAACUGGUGCUCAAAUCAUUACUCCAUUUUGCUUGUCCUCUGGGUAUGGUAUAUAGCUGUGAUGAUAAACUAAUUCAAGGUGUUAGCAACAGUAAAAAUUCGCCGUUUUCGCCGUUUAGUUAGCAUUUUCCCGAUUUAUAGCUGCCCAAAUUAACAUUAAAAAGAAAAAAUAUAAGAUUUUGAAACUACCAGUGGCGUAGCCAAAACGAUAAUUGGGGGCAUAUUCGCCUUAUUCGUGUUCACAUACCAUAAAAACAAUUACUGAUUUCCAAAGAAAUUAAUACAAGCAGAACGCGAAUAUGCCCCAAUUAUCAUUCUGUCCUCACUAGGACCUUAUUGCAGAAUAAUACCUACACUGGACCUCCAUUUGAGAUAACGUUUCUAUGUUUUAGCGAAAAAAUUCUCGUGAAUAGAGGAUGGGUGGAGAAGUCAAAAAUGAAUCCUGCAACUCGACCAAAAGGCCAGGUAAGGGCUUGGACAUAUAUCCCAUGGUUUGGUAAAUCUGGCCCAUAUAAUUAAUAACCUCGUAUCGUAUUAAACAGUUCAAUUGAAAUCAUACAAUGAUCAAUACAGUCUUUAUUAGCAAUUUGGCAUUGUUAUAAUUGUAUCUAUAGGUUAAAUUGGUAUUGUUUGAUCAUAGGUAGCUGGAGAAGUGGAGAUUGUUGCUUUCAUCCGCCUUGGGCAAAAGGUUGGAUUUAUUUUAAUGAUUAUAUAUUGAUUAUGUAAUGUUUUAUGAACAACUUCCUUUUCAAUAAGUUCUUUGUAUACAUGUUUGCAUGGUGAUAAAAUAUAAUAGUUUUGUUUGUGGAAACACCACGUAAAUUUAUUACUGCAAAGCUUUCGAUCCGUAAGCCCGGAUUUUCAUCAGUGCUAAUAAUAUGUGACUUGUUUUAUUCACACCCUCUUUUUAUAUACAAAAAGUGUCGUGAUCUGUUGGAUCGCGAACUUCCUUUUCAUGUAAAACGCUGGGCAAACUAGACAACAUUGAUGCAGAAAAUUGUUUCCUAGCCAUGUUUCCUGAAGGUGGACAAACCAGGAAACAUUGUUUCCAAGCCAUACUCCGUGAAGAUGGGCAAACCAGGAAACAUUGUUUCCUAGCGAUGUUUCCUGAAGGUGGACAAACCAGGAAAGAUCGUCUCCUAGCCAUCUUCCCUUGAGGCUUGAAGGUACUGGCGGCAAAUCAGGAAAUAUGUUUCCCGAAAGUAUGUCAAUGAAUUUUCUGGAAACACGUUUGCCUCCUCGAAAACAAAAUUUAUCCAAGAAUGGAAAGACGGAGAAACACUCUCGAGAGAAAAUCAGAAUUUUGAAAUGUUUCCGCAUUAAUGUUUCCUGGUUUGUCAAAGGCUUAAGAGACAAUCGAAGAUAUGAAUGCAAAACUGUUCGUCGUUUAUGUGUAGAGACCACAGUUUGUUCCUAAGAAUGAUAUUGAGAAAAACAACUGGCAUUAUUGCGACUUGGAUCAAAUGGCGCAGGUCGCUCAAACCUUGCCUAUUCUGGUUGAUGCGGAUGCAGG
Paramuricea clavata is the source of this 3586-nucleotide messenger RNA. The record is from the annotation of a GenBank genome assembly. Lineage: Eukaryota; Metazoa; Cnidaria; Anthozoa; Malacalcyonacea; Plexauridae.